GGGGAGUGAGGCGCGUUCACGGGCUAUUUAAAAGCGCGCCCACAGAAUUUGCUCCGGUCCGUCAGCGGCUCUCAAACACACCGAAGUCCUACAGCCAGUCCACCCGGGACAGACGCACAGUAUGGCGGCCAAGAAAGUCUGCAUUAUCGGCUCUGGCAACUGGGGUUCUGCCAUUGCCAAAAUAGUGGGCGCCAAUGCAGCAAAAUACAACACGUUUGAUAACACGGUGAACAUGUGGGUGUUUGAGGAGAUGGUCAAUGGACGAAAGCUUACUGAAAUCAUCAACACUGAACAUGAGAAUGUGAAAUACUUGCCUGGACGCAAGCUGCCACCCAAUGUGGUGGCGGUUCCAGAUCUGUUAGAAGCAGUAAAGGGUGCCGAUAUCCUCAUCUUCGUCAUCCCUCACCAAUUCGUGUCCCGAGUCUGUGACACCAUCAAGGGUAACAUCAAAACGGACGCUGUAGGAAUGUCCCUCAUUAAGGGUGUGGAUGAGGGUCCUGACGGACUGAAACUGAUCUCUGAUGUCAUUAGGGACAAACUCGGCAUCACCAUGACUGUCCUGAUGGGUGCCAAUCUGGCUAAUGAGGUCGCUGAUGAGAAAUUCUGUGAAACUACUAUUGGAUGUAAAAGUAAAGCUCACGGACCCCUGCUGAAGGAGCUCAUGCAAACACAAAACUUCCGUGUGACAGUGGUGGAAGAGGCUGACGUUGUGGAGAUCUGUGGGGCGUUAAAGAAUAUUGUCGCAGUGGGUGCUGGUUUCUGUGACGGUCUGGACUUCGGUGACAACACCAAGGCCGCCGUGAUCCGUUUGGGUUUGAUGGAGAUGAUCGCCUUCGCUCGGAUAUUCUGCACGGCCAGUCCGGUUUCUCCCGCCACGUUUCUGGAGAGCUGCGGUGUCGCCGACCUCAUCACUACCUGCUAUGGAGGACGCAACCGCAAAAUCGGAGAAGCAUUCGCUAGAACAGGAAAAACUAUCGAGGAGCUUGAGAAAGAACUGCUGAAUGGCCAGAAACUUCAAGGUCCGGCAACCGCAGCAGAAGUUCAUCAGAUCCUCAAACACAAAAACCUGGUGGAAAAGUUCCCUCUGUUUAAUGCAGUCUAUCAGAUCUGUUUUCAGAGUCACCCGGUCAAAGAGUUCGUCACCUGUCUACAGAACCAUCCAGAACACAUGUAAACAUCAUUAUGGACUUUACGGCUGUUUUAGUUGUUUUUUCAUUAACACAGUAUGAAGGAUUUAUGUCUAAAUGUUGUAAAUUAACAGUACAUAAGAUUUUAUUUUGGAUAAAAUGCAGUGCAAAGGAAGUUUGUCCUGUUUUGAAGUCAUACACUCUCAUGAAGUAUUUUUAACAUUUCCUGUUCUGUAAUUUUGCAGCGAAUGAAAAAGUGCCUUACAGUUGAGUCCUCAAAAGCAUUUAUUUUCUGGAAAACAAAGUUUCUUUGUUUGUGUGCCAUAAAAAUAGAUUUUGUUCA
Labeo rohita (rohu) is the source of this 1470-nucleotide messenger RNA. RefSeq names its product glycerol-3-phosphate dehydrogenase 1b (gene gpd1b). Bases 122 to 1174 code for a protein of 350 amino acids. Gene Ontology annotation, molecular function: NAD binding; protein homodimerization activity; glycerol-3-phosphate dehydrogenase [NAD(P)+] activity. The transcript is spliced from 8 exons. NCBI's taxonomy places the organism in Eukaryota, Metazoa, Chordata, Actinopteri, Cypriniformes, Cyprinidae. The record is from RefSeq and is a predicted model, not a curated record. Gene Ontology annotation, cellular component: cytosol; glycerol-3-phosphate dehydrogenase (FAD) complex. Gene Ontology annotation, biological process: carbohydrate metabolic process; glycerol-3-phosphate catabolic process.